Molecule: messenger RNA, 851 nt
Organism: Culicoides brevitarsis
Lineage: Eukaryota; Metazoa; Arthropoda; Insecta; Diptera; Ceratopogonidae
Product: ninjurin-A-like
Exons: 4
Coding region: 123-851 (242 amino acids)
Biological process (GO): tissue regeneration; cell adhesion
Cellular component (GO): membrane
Source: RefSeq, a predicted model, not a curated record
AAUACGCGGUCAAGUUCAGAUAUUUAAUUUGUUAAGUUUCGUUUUAUUUUUUAAAUAAAGGGAUUUGGGUGUGAUAUCAUUUCUUAAUUUUUUGGCAUGAUUUUGAUAUAAAUUGAAGUAAUAUGACGGAUUAUACUGCCAUAAAUAUUUCAGCGCCACUUGCACCAGAAGAUGAUAUUGAUGAAAUAGAUGGUGGGGUACGACAAGCACUGCAAAAUCGAAAUAACAAAAAUAGGAAACCAUCACCAAGUCGGAUCAAAUCAUCUAAUGAAGAAAUGCAAUUAGUCAAUAAGAGGGGAAGUCGGCCUGAGUUGGAAAAACUUGAAUUUGAAGAAUUUGAUAUUGGUUCAGAUAAUCGGCCAAAAAAACACUCUGAUGAAGGAAUAGACGAUGGAUUGCUUGAGAAAGAAAAUGGCCCUCCGUCUCCACCGCAUCCAGAUUAUAUACCUUAUCCCAGUGGAAUGUUUCCGGCAUCGCCAUUUGAUCCACAUACCAUACAUCCUGACGUCAAUAUGUACCAACACAAAAAAACGCUUGCACAAGGCUUAAUGGACUUGGCUCUUGUCUCUGCGAACGCCAAUCAACUGCGUUACGUACUCGAAUCGUCUAACAGACAUCCAUAUUAUUAUUUUAGCUUAGGACUCAUUAUUACAAGUCUUAUAAUUCAAGUUAUUGUCGGUAUAGGUUUAAUCUGGAAUAGUCGAUAUAAUGUCAAAGAUGAGAAAGAAAUGCAUCAUGCAAAUAGAAUUAAUAACAUUACAAUGAUAUUAAUAUUCUUAUUAACAUUUGUUAAUGUAUUCAUAACAGCAUUUGGAGUAGCAGAAUACCAACAAGAAAAACCAAUUGUGUAA